This is a messenger RNA of Closterium sp. Naga37s-1, 1788 nucleotides long. The record is from the annotation of a GenBank genome assembly. NCBI's taxonomy places the organism in Eukaryota, Viridiplantae, Streptophyta, Zygnematophyceae, Desmidiales, Closteriaceae.
AUGGCAACCGCCGAAACCGCUGUAGCAAGCGGCUUGCCGCCCCAAUGGCAGCGCUGGUUCGACAGCCGUCUCGCCGCGCUCCACACCCACUCCCUUCUCCGCCGCCUCCGCCCGAUUGACCUUAUCCGCGCGCCCGUUCCGCUUCCCCCCGCGCUGGUUUCCCCCGGCGCGGUACCAUCUUCCGGAAAAUCGGCGGAAGACUUUGCGCGGCCCCGGGAAUGGGGGGUUGGCGCACGGGAUGGGGGGAAUGUGGAGAGGGCACAAGCAGGGGAGGGAGCGGAUGAGGAUUUAAUCGAAGCGCCAUGGUGGGAUGUGGCUGCAGUGGAGGUUCUUAUAUCGGAAGAGGCGUUUCAGCGAUGGCUUGACGAACCAGCAGGAGACGGCGGGCAAUGGUUCCCAUUACCCUCUAUACAGUCACACGGAACACCCGGCCUUCUACCAUCCGCGUUUUCCACACCUUCCAAGCCUUCCCCUUCAUCAAACUCCCACUCCUCGUCUUCCCCUUCCCCUCACCCUUCCCCCUCCCCUCAUCCACCCUCCGCCAAUGACAAUUCCCGCGCCUCCCCCCGCCGUCUAGUCCUCUUCUCGGCUAACGACUACCUCGGCCUCGCCUCACACCCGCGCGUCCGCGCUGCUGCAGCCAAGGCAGCAUGGCAGCAGGGCAUGGGUCCGCGGGCGUCUGCCCUAGUAACUGGUUUCACAACGGAGCAUGAGGGGCUGGAGCAUGAUAUAGCACGGCUCAAAGGCACACAGGCAUGUCUACUCUGCCCGACUGGUUUUGCUGCCAAUCUUGCUGUUCUUGCUUCUCUAGCGCCAGUCCCUCGCUCCAAGAGCAAGGACAGAAGCAACAGUAGGAAUGGCAGCGACAGCAAUGACAGGAGGGGGAAUGGGGCCAUUGCUGCUGGUUCUGAAUGUGCCUCACGCAGCGAGAAUAGUAGCAGCAGCAGCGGCAGCUUUAGAGGCAGUGGUGGUGACAGGAGUGUGGGCCACGGGCAGAGGCGAACAGAGAGGGUAGAGGAGGGCCGUGUAGACUCCUUGAGUUCAAUUGGGGAAUCAGACUCGUUGGCAGUGUUUUCAGAUGAGCUGAACCAUGCCUCUAUCAUCGAUGCCUUGCGCCUGCUGCUGCCGCGCUCAGAGAGGGGCAGUGCAGGGGAGGGGCGCGCUGGUGGUGGUGCUGUUGCUGCUGUGGCGCUGCAUGUGUAUCGGCACAACGACAUGACACAUCUAGAUCAGCUGCUCACCGCAUCAUCUGCUACCAGAAAGCUAGUCGUCACAGACAGUCUCUUCAGUAUGGAUGGAGACUUUGCUCCUCUGCCUGCUCUCGCAGCCCUCAAGGCCAAGCAUGGCUUUCUUCUCGUGCUCGAUGAGGCACAUGCGACGCUAGUGUGUGGCAGCACGGGCGGAGGAGCAGCGGAAGAGAUGGGUGUGAAGCCGGCAGUAGAUGUGCAUGUGGGGACACUCAGCAAGGCUGUGGGCUGCUUAGGGGGCUACAUCGCUUGCUCCGCUCCCCUGCGGGACUUCUUUGCUUCACGUGGCCGCUCCUUUAUCUUCUCCACUGCUCUGCCUGUCCCCGUGGUUGCUGCUGCCAGAGCGGCUCUGGCAGUGGCAGCGGAGGAGCGGUGGAGGCAGAGGGCCGUGUGGCGGCGGGUGAAGCAGCUGGGGGAAGGCCUGGGAGUGACCUUCACGAGCCCCAUCUGCCCCAUUGUGCUCGGCUCUGCUGACCUAGCUCUGCAAGCCAGCAGGUGCGUUCAGAAAGCCUUUGAGGCGUUUCAAAAGGCCUGGGAGUAA